This is a messenger RNA of Schistosoma rodhaini, 2509 nucleotides long. NCBI's taxonomy places the organism in Eukaryota, Metazoa, Platyhelminthes, Trematoda, Strigeidida, Schistosomatidae. The record is from the annotation of a GenBank genome assembly.
AUGCCUAAUCUAUAUGAUCGUGUUUCAUUCUCUGAAUAUAUUUACAGAAUUAAACUAAAAAAUGUAAUACACAAUAAAUCAUACCAAGAUAAUAUCAAUUUCAUAGAGGAUUUAUCAUUUGAUUCAUCCCUACUAUAUUCUCAAUUUCAUAAUUUUGAAUCAAUCACAUUUUCAAUGGAUUAUAAACAGUAUAUGAAUAAGAAUGAUUAUGAUUGUAGUAAACAUAUUACAAUAAAUACUGAUAUCUUGAAAUGUAUCAAUCAAUGCUUGUUGAUAACGGAUCAAAGUAAAUAUCAAUUACUUUCUGGUAUCAAAUGCAGAGUUUAUUGGUAUCAACUUGCUAGAAGUCAAGAAUUUCUUAAAUGUUUAAUACAAAUAAUACCAACUGGCUAUGGUGAUCCAUAUCUUCAAGAAAUUGCCAUGAUUGUAUUAACAAACAUAUGUAUACUUGCUGGAUAUAAGACUAAGUAUUCAAGAUCCAACAAUUGUCAAUCCGCCUUACAAAAUUUGAUUCAUAUCACUGCUGGACCACUUGUCAUCUUUUCAAGUUCAUCUGGUCUAGGCCAAAUUACAAUUUGGUCAACUCAAGCUUUAACUGGACUAUUGAAUGCAACAUUUAUUUAUUAUCCAGAUUUAUGCGUGAAUUAUGAACAAAAUGUUUGGAUGGAAAAAUUGUUGUUGUUUUCUCAUGUCAUUCAUGUUCUUCAUAGAUUACUACCUAAAGUCUUCCUCAUGGAAUCAUCUAAUUUCGGCACGUAUGAAUUAUUGAAACAGUUGAGCAAACACAUGACCGAUACUGAUGACUCUCUCAAUUUGGAAAUUUUAUCAUCACAUUUGAAACUUAUAACACUAAUUCUAAUGAGAUUACCAUCAGUACAGGUGAUGUUAUCCUCAACAACAUCAUCAUCGGAUGAUAAAAUUAGAAUACAAGAAAUGGAUAAAUUUCUUGCUAUAAUACAAUAUGGAUUCAUGAAUUUAUGUUUGGCUAUCGGAAAAGUUUGGUUGUGUCCUGCAUGCUCAAAUAGUUUAACAAAUCACAGCCUUUUUGAUUUUCUCAAUAAAGAUGAUCCAAUUGAUGAUAAUUUUUUAAAAAUCAAAAACUGUACACCGAAUCAUUCUCCUUCUUCUUCUUCUUAUGAUCUUUUACUAUUUACUUGUGAAUUAUUAAAAUCAUUAUUGAAUUUAAUUCAAAUUCCAUAUUUAAAGGUUUAUUUUAUUAAAACAAAUUAUAAUCUUAUUCAAUGUUUAUUAUAUUUAGCUAAAUGUUUAUUUUAUUGUUCUAAUUUAAAUGAUCCAUUAAUUAUAUCACAAUGUAUAUUCUAUAUAAUACGUAUUAUUGGUUGUAUAUGUUAUUAUCAUCAUUAUGAUCAUCAUCAUCAUCAACAGCAUCCUCCUCCUCAUCAUCAUCAUCAUCAGCAGGAGCACAUUGAGAUGACACAGCAACCUUAUUUCAUUAAUACUUUAACAAUAUCUCAAGGGUUAUUACAUAAUUUUUUAAUACUUAUCCAUUGGUAUUAUCAAUAUAGAUGUUCAUGGUCUAUAUGUAGUAUUGAAUUAUGUUGGUCUUUAACUCAUUUUAUACAAUAUUUCAAUAUAUCAAUAUUUGAAGAACAAUCUAAUCAAUUAUUAAAUAAUUUUAUUGAUUUUUUAUUAUUGAAAUUAUUCAGUUUAGAAUUAGGUGCCAAAGAAGUAAUGUUUUUAUUAUAUACUAAUAUAAACAUUAUGUAUAAUAAUAAUAAUAAUAAUAAUGGUUUACAUGGUAACCAUAGAGAUUAUUUAUAUUGGAUCAAAAUAUUAACAUUAUUAAAUGAUCAUUUAAAACCUCAAUUAAUUUAUUGGAAGUAUUUAAAACAAAAUUUACCAAUAUGUUAUAUUGAAACAUUGAUAUUAUUGUUUAAAUUCUUAACAAUGAUAAAUAUGAAUGAUCAUAUUAAAUUAUUAAAAGACUAUAUUAAAAAUAAUUGUCCUAUAUUAUAUAAAUUAUAUACUGUAUAUUGUAAUCAAACAUUAUUAUCUUCAAUAUCAUUGGAAUCAUUAACAAUGAAAGAAAUUCAAGAGAUUCUAUGUUCUGUGAAUUCUUUUAGUACAGGUAUUAUUUCGUAUAUCAUAUCAAUUCUUGAAGAUAUAUGAUUACUCUUGUAUAAUUCUUAAUUUUUUAAUGUGUAAAUAUAAAUGUAUACAAGUUUGUAGAGAAUGAAUGUUGAAUAAAUAAAACGGAUUGUUGUUUUUUUGUCAUUCGAUGUACUGAAUAUUCAGUUUAGUAAAGUUACGUAUCCUUAACAAACUUCGUGAUUCAUUUGUUAGCUGGUGUAAUAAAAUGGCGGUUGGAGGUGGUCAACAGAAGACCCUGGAUCUAGGAUUCGUGCUACUUGGCACUUGUUAGCAAGGUAGUCCUAAGGAACUAGUGCUCCCUGACCACUGAGCUAUUCCGGCAGCGACUGACCUCCUGUAGGACUGAUAUGUAAUCACAAUUGAUUGAUAACUAGGUGAUGAUCAAUGUCAUGCGUGU